AUGAGGCCCCUUAUCCUCUUCACCUUCGUUUCGCUGGCGCUUUCUCUCGCUAUUCCGAUCGACCACUCUGGCCUCCUGGACCCAAGCCCUUUUCUACAGCAGUCUCUCCUUGAAAACGCCCAAGCAAACCCAGAAUCAGGACAGGCUUUGGGCCUCGAAAUCAACCAUGGCGCAUUCAUUCACGCUGAUAAACCUCGCGUACAACCCCCAGAUACUAGCCACACCCAGACUUUGCACUUGAAGGAAUCACUGUACGCUCUACUAGACCGAUACUCGGACGAAUUAUACGCAGCCGGACUGCUCCUUCUCGUCCCGAUUGCAAUUGGGAUCGUUGAGCUUCUUGAAAUAGUCUCGCAAUCUAUGACCGUUGAAGAAUUUCCCGAGCGCGGGAGAGACAAACACCGGCUCGAGUCACUGAGGGAAAGAGAAGAAUGGGUGCUCCGAAGAAAAGAACGAGAAAUGAAAGUCGAACGAUCCAGGUCUUGGUGGAGAUGCUCGAGACGUUGA
Aspergillus puulaauensis is the source of this 507-nucleotide messenger RNA. RefSeq lists its product as uncharacterized. Lineage: Eukaryota; Fungi; Ascomycota; Eurotiomycetes; Eurotiales; Aspergillaceae. The record is from RefSeq and is a predicted model, not a curated record. The transcript has a single exon. The coding region runs from base 1 to 507 and encodes 168 amino acids.